Molecule: messenger RNA, 444 nt
Organism: Saccostrea echinata
Lineage: Eukaryota; Metazoa; Mollusca; Bivalvia; Ostreida; Ostreidae
Exons: 3
Coding region: 1-444 (147 amino acids)
Source: RefSeq, a predicted model, not a curated record
AUGGGUGAAAUCAGGUGCCAAGAAGGAGUUACUGAUUUCGGAACAGGAACACUUCCUUUUGAACCUACAUUUACCAGUAAAUGGCAAUAUGUAAAAGCACAAGAUAAGGCGAAAAGUGACAUUUUCGUUCAUUUCCCUGACAGCGUUGACACAACUACAAGACCUGUAAAAGUAACAGUUGAAGUAAGGGUCAAAGAUGGCGGAGACUCUUACAUCUUUAAUGCGUUCGGUUCUUCUACACGAGACGAUGACAGGAGAGAGAAAUAUGGCGGAGUAAUUUAUUUCUACAACGCUAGUGGUGUUCUAAUUCUCUUGCCAAGCAAUAUCAACGGAUAUAGUUCCGGGAGGGCUGUGUAUUGCGGUGAAACGAAGGAUUGGUACCACCCAACUUCUCAUGAAAAUAAAACAAUCAGCAAUAUAGAAUUCAUGGAGGCCGAUGUUUGA